AUGACUUUGGUAGCAACAACCAUUCCUCCUACACCUCCACAGUCCACAGACGGACGUCUCUUGCCCGAAGAUUCUUUCGAAGGCCCUAGCAUGUACCAACCUACGUACAACACCAUCGGGAUGCCUGGACAGGAAAACAACAGUAUCCAGCCCCAGUCCCAAACAAUGCACUACGAUUCUCCCCCACUCUACACCACCCCCAGUUUUCCUCAAAAUAUGCCUCCUCAAUCGAUCAUCAUGUCCGGUAACCAGGUCACCACGCCUCCUCCGGUUUCUGAUGAAAGUCUCAUCCCAAUGGGGUCACCCACCGUGAUGACCCCUUCUUCAACUUGGUCACGGACCUCUCGGAACAAGACACCAGUCAAGGCAUCCAAGCAGCGACGCAAUCGUAACCGGAGAGAACUCUCCGAUCCAGGUAUCAAGCUUGAUGGGCCAAUCAGUCAGCUCACUGAAGCGUUUCACUCGACUCCGAUCAAAGACAUGGAUGCUUGGGUGUCUCGAUCUGCUCAUGAGCGACAGAACGAAGUCCGCAAGAAGAAUGGGAAGAUAUCUCGUCCUAUGAAUUCCUUCAUGCUUUACCGUUCUGCAUACGCAGAGCGCACCAAGAGAUUAGUGGGUGCAAAUAACCACCAAAUCGUCUCAAAGAUCGCGGGCAUGGGCUGGAAGCUAGAGCCCGUUGAGAUUCGCCGAAAAUACGAAGAUCUAGCGAAAUUAGAACGAGACAACCAUGCCGCAACACACCCAGACUACAAGUUCUCGCCUAACAAAACCCCACCUGCCAACCGACGUGAUGGUGGCUCUCCUACUAUCGUCGAUGAAGGAUUUUUCUCUGACAUGGAAAGUGACCUUGGAUCGAGUAUGGGUUGCGGGUCUUCCUACAUCCACUCUCGAUCGCAAAGCUUCGAAGAGGCCUACUACGACAGUAGCCGGGAUUCCUCGCCAUUUGGACCUGAUUCUAUGAUGACACCUGGAUCUACCUACUCCUGGCAGAAUACAAGCCACCCGAAUGGCCUUCCAAUGCUGCCGCCCAACUCGUUGGGCCAUGAGUCCUACGCUGGAGAUAUGCACUAUCGCCCCGCCAGUCCAAACCAGCAGGAUAUGGGAUAUGGAAAUUCCCUCGCUGGACUUCCUGGUGCUACUCACCACGAGUUGCUCCAGCCUCAGCUAACCGCCUCAUCACAUGGUUUCCCCAUGCAUGACAUGGAUCCCCGACUUCUGAGCAAUGGCGGCGAGUCUUCUGGGGUUGCCACCAUGGCCGGCCCGUCCUAUGCUGCCAAUACUGGCUCAUUCUCUACCUGGGUUGACGAGACUCAAUCCAACUUUUACGCUGCCUCAUCGGCGCCCUCCAUGUCCCCCAGCACCGUUUCAUACACUCACCCUAGCAUGGCAUCUGCGUAUCUCCCCAGCAUGCAGAGCCUUGAGGGCCGGGAUUCAUCAUGGGAUAUGCCUCGCCAUGAAAGCAUGGCUGACCCUACUGGCGCUGAGUUUGAGUUGUGGUGCUCCGCCGAGCCCAGCUCCAACAACUACUGA
Messenger RNA from Penicillium coprophilum, 1530 nucleotides. RefSeq names its product HMG-box domain-containing protein. The transcript has 3 exons. Gene Ontology annotation, biological process: regulation of transcription by RNA polymerase II. The record is from RefSeq and is a predicted model, not a curated record. Lineage: Eukaryota; Fungi; Ascomycota; Eurotiomycetes; Eurotiales; Aspergillaceae. The coding region runs from base 1 to 1530 and encodes 509 amino acids. Gene Ontology annotation, molecular function: RNA polymerase II cis-regulatory region sequence-specific DNA binding; DNA-binding transcription factor activity, RNA polymerase II-specific. Gene Ontology annotation, cellular component: nucleus.